This is a messenger RNA of Toxotes jaculatrix (banded archerfish), 2985 nucleotides long. RefSeq names its product DENN domain containing 1C (gene dennd1c). The transcript has 23 exons. The record is from RefSeq and is a predicted model, not a curated record. Bases 163 to 2967 code for a protein of 934 amino acids. Gene Ontology annotation, biological process: endocytosis; endocytic recycling. Gene Ontology annotation, cellular component: cytosol; intracellular membrane-bounded organelle. Lineage: Eukaryota; Metazoa; Chordata; Actinopteri; Toxotidae. Gene Ontology annotation, molecular function: phosphatidylinositol phosphate binding; guanyl-nucleotide exchange factor activity.
UUCUGUCACUCCGGUGCUGAAUGUGCAGGCUGCGGCUUCUGCUGUUGUUUACACCACCGCUAAAUUGGUUGGGGGGGGGGAGGAGUGACUCUCAUCUCACACACCUGCUGAAGAUCUCCGUACCCCUGGACAAACACAUGGACACAGUCACAUUCAGACAGCAUGGGCUCCAGACUGAAACAAAACCCUGAGCGAACCUUCUACUGGUUCUUUGAAGCAACUUGCCCUGUGGCCAGAGACAAAGAUCCUGGUGUACUGUUUCAGUUUCCAGAGGACUUCAGUGAUGAGGAGUCCUGUCAAACAUUGCCCAGAUUCUGCUUCCCAUAUGACAUACAAAAAGUCAGGGAUGUAGUGGCCGUGCAGCACUUUACUUUUGUUCUGACUGACCUUGAGGGAUGCCAGCGCUUCGGCUUCUGUCGUCUCACCAACAGCACACAUACCUGCCUUUGCAUACUCAGCUAUCUUCCAUGGUUUGAAGUUUUUUACAAACUUCUCAACAACUUGGCUGAUUGCCUGGCAAAAGGACAGACCAGUGAGAUGAAAGCGCUGCUGGCGGCACUCUACAAGCAGUCCAUACCACUGGCAGCUGGAUCUGUCACUCUGCAGAUGGGAGAGCAGCUAUUGGUCAGCACAGAGGUGUCCCAUCCUGUUGGACACCAGGGGGGACAAGAGGGGGUUCCAUACUUCAUCGCGCCAGACCCCAGAAGUCUCCCUUCCAUCCCUGAAAACAGGAACUUGACAGAGCUGAUUGUGGCAGUAGAUGUGGGGAACCUGCUUCAGCUCUACGCCAGCAUGCUGUUUGAGAGACGCAUCCUGAUCUUUGCCAGCAAACUCAGCACUCUGACCUCUUGCGUGCAUGCACUCAGUGCUGUGUUAUACCCCAUGUACUGGCAACACAUCUUCAUACCUGUCCUGCCACCCCACCUACUGGACUACUGCUGUGCACCGAUGCCUUACCUAAUAGGGGUCCACACCAGUCUAUCUGAGAGGGUGAGGAGUCGUGGGCUGGAGGAAGUUGUUAUUCUAAAUGUGGACACAAACACACUAGAAACCCCCUUUGACGACCUUAAAAGGAUACCUUCCGAUGUGAUGUCCGGGCUGAAGGUGUGUUUGAAGCGUCAGGCAGUGUCUCCUGGUUCUGGUGUCUCACGGGCCUUCCUGAAAGCUCAAGCUCUGCUGUUUGGAGGCUACAGGGACGCGCUGCAGGGUCACAUGGAGGGUGAAAUAUGUUUUAGCGAGGAGCUAUUUCUAGACCACAAGUCUCACAGUAUGAGGCAGUUCCUCCAGAGUGCCAUUCAUUUACAGUUCUUCAAACAGUUUAUUGACAGCCGCCUGGAUAUUCUGAACAAAGGGAAGGAACCAGAUGACCUGUUUGAGGAUGAGAUCCUAAAGUGUGAAACAACAGGCGGAAGAGGCAAGUCUUAUCAGCAGUUAGUCGGUAACUUAAAGAAAGGAGGAGGAGCGCUAAUCCUCAACAUGAAGACCAAAGCAAACAUGAGGGCCAAAGGUCUCGCCAAGUCUGGUUUGAAAAACCUGCUGAUGCACAAGCCCCACAAUGAAGAACACACCCUUCAGAGAGGAGGAUCAGUGUCACACCGCCGUGCCCAAUCUGACUGCCUGCAGAAUCGCCUGCCAAUCACACAACACUUUGGGAUGUCACGUCCCCGUCGGCCUGUUCACAAACAUAGGGCUCCCAGAGACCAGGAUGACAUGAAGGACACUGGAGAUACAUGGGAUGGAGCUGUGUCUGGACCCGCACUUGAGCCUGACUCGGAGCUCCAGAAGGAUGAAGAAGAGGGGGACGAUACACUCCUGUGUGACCCGGAGGAGAUGGAUCUGCUUGGGGAGAUUUUUGACACACUCAGCUCCCGGAGCUCCCAUGACCGCGGCCUGCUGUACGGCACACGCAGUCUGGAUCUGUUCGGACCAGACAGUCAUGACUUUAUCACAAAGCGUGGUACAACCAACCCCAGCCAAGAAAGCCUGUCUCUGUCCAUCAGCGGCAGUGGCAGCCUUCACAGCUGGAAUCUGGAAACCACAGAGGAGCUGUCAGACCUGACAGAGGACUCUGAUUGGCCGUGCCUGGACACCAGUGUACCAGAGGAGGAGGGGUCAGAGAGUCUGCUGGCAGAAUGUGAAAUGGGGGAACAAGAAAGGGGACAGAGAGAAGAUGGAGAGAAACAGGAAGAAGUGAAGGUAGCGAUAAAUGGGAACCAAGGAGAAGAAAUAGAUAACAGAAAUAACUUUAAGGAAGUGAAGUUUGAGGAAGAGAGAAAGAGAGAUCAAGAGAAGAGAGCGAGUUUAGGAGAGGAACCUGUGAAAUUAACAUCAAGUAAGCAAGAGGAUGAAGGGUUAACCGAAAAGAGGGAAGAUGAGGGUAAACAGAAUGAGGAGGCAGCUGAAGGGCGAGAAGCAGAAAGAGAAACAGAUCAAAUGCAGCAAGAUUUAGCAAGAGAAGAAGAGGGAAAGGAGAACCAGAAGGAGAAAGACAAAGAGGCGACAGGAUCUUUGAACAAUCUUAUAAAACUGAAUCUCCACGAUCAGAACACAGUGGGGGAGCAGCAAGGACAAGAGGAGACCGCCAAUCCAGAAACCACAGCUUCUCCUGGGCCUCAGAGCCUCACUGCUGAGCCUACACCUCCAGCAGGUCAGGAGAAAAGGAGCACAGAAGCAGUAAAGGAAGAGGAGAGAGAGAUAAGACAAACCCCCUCUCCUCCUAAAGUGCUAUCUGCCCUAGCACGUUUCCAGUCUCAGGGGCCCAGCCCAAGCUUUCAGGUGAGGUCCAGGGUAAAGGGCUUGACCGAACCAGGGAGACCGUCCAACACGUUAUGGAGCAGGGAAAACACACAAACUCACCCGCCACAUGAUUCAAAAACAUCAGAAGAGAACAACCGCUCAGAGGCGCAUGAGGGGGAAGUGCCUCCUCCCAUCAAAGUGUCAGAACUUAAGAAGAGAUUUGAAGCUUAAAGGAUAAAACUGUUGAUA